Messenger RNA from Dendronephthya gigantea, 1457 nucleotides. RefSeq names its product THAP domain-containing protein 5-like. The record is from RefSeq and is a predicted model, not a curated record. NCBI's taxonomy places the organism in Eukaryota, Metazoa, Cnidaria, Anthozoa, Malacalcyonacea, Nephtheidae. The transcript is spliced from 2 exons. Bases 561 to 1457 code for a protein of 298 amino acids.
AUUUUGAGUUUUGCUGACGCCACUUGGUUCCUUUUGCUCAUGGUAGUUACCACUGACAUACCGCGAUACAAAGUAAAAAACUGGGUCCAUCACCCUCCCGAUUUUUAUGAAAAUAUUUGAAUACUUUUAUUCAUCUUUUUCGCUUUGCGUUUUGUAACGACAAGAGAAAAUGCCUUUUUGCUGCGCUUUUGGGUGCCACAAUUCUUUUACGAAGGAAAAAAACCUUUCUUCUCACCGGUAAGAAUCCGCAAUUUUUUUUAAAGUUUAAUUUGUGGUUUAGAAAAAGGUUUAAAAUACAUAUACUUUUUCCAUAAAUUUUUACAACCAUAGAUGGCGUCAUACAUUUUUAAUUUUUUUACAUUCAGUAUUUAAUUCAAACUUUCAUUGUUAAUUUCAUUGUUGUUUAUUAGUUUAUAUAUUGUAGUAAUUUCAACAUAAUUCAACAUAAAAAAAAAUUCUAACAAAACUGAAACAAGUAGUGCUUAAAAACCCAUUUUGAAACUUUUAGGUUUCCUGAUCCGGAAAAAAAUCCUGAGUUGUACGACGUUUGGGUGGAGAAUAUGAACAGGGAUGCAGCAGUAAAGUUUAUUCCGACGAAGGGAAGUCUUCUCUGCUCGGAGCAUUUCAGAGCGGACAUGUUACAAAUGACGGGACAGAAAAUGAUGCUGCUGCCAGAUGCCGUGCCUACGAUAUUUCAGAAAUCUCAGGUAAAACAAAAUGAGGAACUUGUAGAGGUUGCAUUGAAGGAUAUAUUAGGCAACAAUAAUUUGGAACAAGGAUGUAGUACUGGUACAUCACUGCAGAGAGUCACAAGUGGGUUGGUUGACAAAGAUUGUGUAAGUAUGAGAGAGGAAGCUGAACCUAUGGUAAGUAAUUGCAGUGGUAGUGUAACUGAUAAUGUAGUUAUACAGGGUAUCACUGAAGAUGAAAACUCUAGUAGUUUAAGUGUACAGGGUGUAAAUGAACAGGUUACUAUUGGGAGAAAGAGAAAGCUCUCAGAUAAAGAUGUGGUUAUUAAUGGGGUAAGUACUCCAAAAAGAAUACACAUGAGUCAUGUGAAUCAUGAUCACACUUACCAUAUCAGUAAAUCCCCUCGUAGAAUGAAGAAACAUGUAGAUAAUCUUGUAAACAACUUGACUAAUCUGCAGAACAAGUUUAAGGCGUCAAAGCAAAAGACAAGAAGGCUAAAGAGAAAGGUUAGCACUUUGGAGUCAGUGGUAAGUGAACUGAGACAGAGUAAUCUCAUAAAUAGUGAUUGCGCUGCGAUUUUGGAAACAACCUUUUCCGGAGUUCCAAAGGAACUGAUGAAGAGGUUAAUGUCGCAAAAGAAAAACAAAAAUCCUGGGGCGUAUCCACCCGAGCUAAGGUCAUUUGCUCUAACCUUAAAGUUUUACUCCACGAAGGCGUAUAAUUAUGUUCGGAAAGUUUUCAGCUCGGGCUGCCACACGUAUCUGUGA